CGACUAUAAAAAUGAUGAUCAUCUUUUGAGUUUCAUCAAAUCCAAAUCCAAAUCAAAUCAAAUCAAUCUGAAACAAAAAUGUCUACCAUUCGACAAAUAAUGGCCAUGAUGAUGAUGAUAAUCAAUACACAAACAACGUUCACGAUAAUAAUGAUGAUGGUAAUGAUUGUUACCGGUCAACAACAAAUUGAUGAUAAUCGUCUUCCUUUUGGGUCAUCGACAACAUCGACAACGACAACGACGACAGAAUCAACUUUUCUGGUAAAUGGAUCAAUACCGAUAAAAUGUGGUUCAUAUAAUAGAAUUUCCGGAUCAAUACAUGAAUUACCGGCACAAUCACCACGUCAACCACGUAUAAUUGGUGGACAUGAUGUAUUGAUUGAAGAAUUUCCAUGGCAUGGUUCAUUACAAAAACUUCGUCUAUUAUUUCCAUUACCAAUACCUGAUUGGCAUCAUAUUUGUGGUGCAUCAAUUAUUAAUGAAUAUUAUCUAAUAACAGCAGCACAUUGUGUUGAUGGUCUGAUUAAUUCAUGGUGGCCAGGACAAUUACGUAUUGUAUUAGGUACCGAUAGAUGGCGUUAUACAUUAUUUCAAAGAAAUAUACAAAUGAUACCGGUAUCGAAAAUUAUUAUACAUCCAGAAUGGAAUUCACGUCGAGCACAAAAUGAUAUUGCAUUGAUACGUUUAACCAAACCGAUUGUUUUUAAUCAACGUGUACGGCCAAUAUGUUUACCAAAAUCAAAUGAUUAUGAAAUGAAUGGUGGCCAAUCAGUAACUGUUGCCGGUUAUGGUUAUACAACUGAUAAUUUAGUUAUAAAUUUCUUACCUGAUCGAUUGAAAGCAGUUCGUGUACCGGUAGUACGAAUGGAUAAUUGUCGUCAAACAUAUAAUGUUUCACGAAUACCGAUAACCGAUCGUAUGAUUUGUGCCGGUGUUACAACAUAUGGAAGAUGUUCGGGUGCAAUGAGAGGUGAUUCUGGUUCAGCAUUAAUUAGCUAUAUGAAUGAUAAUGAACGGCGUGCAAUACAUACCGGUAUUGUUUCAUUUUCAUUACCAUGUCGUAUGUUUGGUGCACCAGAUGUUUAUACACGAACAUCAUCAUAUCUAGAAUGGAUCGAUAAUGUUAUUAAUAAUCGUACAAAAAUGAUUUAAAUUCAAUCGGAAAAAUAAUUUUUUUUUUAAAUCAAAAACAAAACAAAAAAUACAACCAUAUGCCU
Dermatophagoides pteronyssinus (European house dust mite) is the source of this 1217-nucleotide messenger RNA. Its product is annotated as trypsin-1-like. NCBI's taxonomy places the organism in Eukaryota, Metazoa, Arthropoda, Arachnida, Sarcoptiformes, Pyroglyphidae. Gene Ontology annotation, biological process: proteolysis. The record is from RefSeq and is a predicted model, not a curated record. Gene Ontology annotation, molecular function: serine-type endopeptidase activity.